CGCGCCACCGAACAACCGCGUAAACACACACGCGCGCACGCACACACGCACACACUCGCCCGCUCGCUCUGUGUUAUCGCUACGGGCCACGUUUCCGGGCGAACCGCACGAUACACCGAUAUAUCUCGAUACAAUAAUAAUAUUUAUUAUAUUAUCGCGCGCUGUGUUCUGUCGCUGCUGCCGCUCGUCGCACGCGGCUACGCUCACGGUUAUAACGUUCGCUGCAGUGCGCGCGUAUAAUAUCACACUCAUUCGCGCCCGGACCCGCCGCCGCAACAGCCACCCUUGGGCGCUACCCUCGGGAAUAUUGCCGAGAUGACUUCGUUUCAACCGUCAUCGCGACUCUAACGCAACGAAAAUAUUUCGCCGAUGUGUGUGUGCGUGUGAACGUGCAUUGGUAUAUACAGUGCGGAAUCCCGUCGAGAUUUUCGUAAUUAUUCCUGUUACACCGCGAUAAUAUGAGUAUAUAAUAUAAUAUACUUGUCAAUAGUUCUAUCGGUUUGUAUUUAUAGUGCGCCCCCGAACACGUGAUUCACUACGUUCUGCACGCGUGAUCGCCUAUAUAUAUACAGUGGAUACGUAAAUAAAUGGUAAAGUAACUUGUGACCGAAAGUCGAACACGAAACAUCCCCACCACCACCACCUGCAGCUAUUGCCGUGCCGUCGACGAGAUUGACAUGACUUUCAGAUGCGUGCCGGCUUUUCAGCCGCUGUCGUCAGGCGCCGAUUGCGCUGCUCCGUGGGAUCGGCUAGCCGGACAUGGUACAGUCGCAUCUAUCGGCAGUGGUGGGGGAGGUGGUAGCGGCGGUGGAGGUGGUGGCGGGGGUGGCGGAGGAGGUGGCGGAGGUUCGUCACCGUUUAGCCCGCACCACCAUCACCACCAUCACCACCACCGGAACACGACGCCCACCAACGCCGGUUCCAACAUGGGACACCACCAGGACUUUCAGCCACCGUACUUCCCGCCGCCGUUCCCACCGGCCCACCAUCACCAUCAGCCAUCCGCCGGCAACGCGUCUUCGCCGUCUGCCAUGGACUACAUCAACGACCCGUAUUCACAGACGCUCAACAGCCUACACCAGAGCGCUCAGGCCGCCGCGGCAGCGCACCACUACAACCAGUUGACCGUAGCCGCGGUGUCCGUAGGCCAGCGGCAUGACGCCCUCCGUCGGUCGGACUCGGACUCCAUACAUGUGGGCAACAUGCACCCGUCUUUUCCGUAUGAAAGCGGCCGUUCCCGGGGAGGCGAGUAUGGUUCUGGCGUUGGUGGAGUUCGAGGCCGUGGCGACGUGCUCGUUCAAUCGCACCCAGGCCUGGAAGACUCGCUGGUCCUACAUAACGCCCUGUCCAGCGUGGUGGAAGAAGCUCAGGAGCACAAUGUGGACGACAGUAGUUCGUUUAUGAACGAUUUGCCACUACUAAAACGUAUGUCUACUACCCCAUCGGACGUGUUUUGCAGCGUACCCGGACGUCUGUCGUUGCUCAGCUCUACGUCAAAGUACAAAGUAACUGUUGGCGAAGUUCAACGCAGAUUGUCACCUCCAGAAUGUCUGAACGCCUCUUUAUUAGGCGGUGUGCUAAGAAGAGCAAAAUCCAAAAACGGUGGACGGCUAUUACGCGAAAAACUCGAAAAAAUUGGUCUAAACCUGCCGGCUGGUCGAAGAAAGGCCGCAAACGUAACACUGCUCACGUCGCUUGUCGAAGGCGAAGCGAUACAUUUAGCUCGAGACUUUGGGUACGUAUGUGAAACAGAAUUCCCGGCCCGACAAGUGGCGGAAUACCUGAGCAGGCCGCACACGAGCGAUCCUACAGAGUCGUACCGAAGAAAAGAGCUUAUACAUGCCACAAAACAAGUAACCAAAGAGCUGAUGGACCUUUUGAACCAAGAUCGUUCGCCGUUGUGCAAUACCAGGCCACAGCACAUUCUCGACCCAAUCAUACAGCGUCCACUCACUCACUUUUCUCUCAUAUCGCACGGAUUUGGAAGUCCCGCAAUAGUCGCUGCCCUUACGGCCAUACAGAAUUUUCUCUCUGAGUCGUUGAAGCACUUGGACAAGGUGUACCCAUCCGGCAACAACCUGUCAUCGCAGCAACAGCAACAGCAGCAAAACAACCAGUUGCAGCAACAGGACCAGAAGCCCAAAGACUUGGUGGGACUGGAGCUGAAAAAGUGAGCCUGGUCGAGGCGGGCGCAUCGCGAACCUGCCGGCGGCCCGCAGCAGCAUCAGCCGCCACCACUGAUUCACCCGAGGCUACAGCUGCAACAGCCGUACGGCGGCAACCGCGACGGUCGUUGUCAGUGAUCUACGGCAAUCACGCGCACGGCGUAUUAAUUGUAAUAACAUUAUUGUAUACAUUAUACAAUUAUUAUCGAUCUUAUGCCGACACCGCGAUUUUUAAUUUCCGUAUUUUUCUCAUUCUGUGCUCGAUACAAAAGAUCCAAAACUGCACUUUUUCUCGACGCACUUCGGAAUGUUUUAAGUUACAUUCAAAAAAAUCAAAAACAAAAAAAAAAUUGACAAACUUACAAAUGUUGUAUAAUAUUAUUAUUAUUAUAUAGUGAUAUUACGAUGUGCUGUAUAAGUUUAAUUAGAUUAUUAUAUGCGAUAUAUAAUAGUACUUGUAAAUAAUACGAUAAUAUAUUAUAAUAUAUGAUAUGAUAUGAUAUAUAUUAUAUUUUUUUUCGGACAAUCGGAUUUUUUUUAUUAUUAUUAUUUUUAUUUACAUAUAUAGUUUACGAAUUAGGACUUAAGCGCGUGUACCUGUCGCGUGUUUUUUUUUUAUUAUUUAUUCUUGUUUUUAGAUUAUAUUUUUAUGUUUUCGAAACUUGUACAAAUCUUGAAUGAUUUCCCGCCCCUUCAUGUGCCAUCCGUAGAAUUACCACGGAACCCUCUCGAUUCGUCGAUAAGAAAAUAAUAUAAAUAUCAAAACAUAUAUAAUUUAUAAUUAUUGUAUAUUAUAAUUUGUGUCGUUGUCGCGACUUGUGUUUUAUUUUUAAUUAAUUUUUUGAUUAUUAAUUAUUAUUAUUGUUAUUGUCUUGUACGCGAACGUUACACGUCAUAAAAUAUUAUUAUUGUGACGUCAUUAAGACAAAGAAUCAAAAUGAAACGUUAAUUUAGUAAAAAAUCAAACUUAGUUCAUAGUAAAAUUGACUUAUCCCACGAUAUCAUUGCCAUAAUAUUAUUAUUAUUAUUAUUAUUAUUAUUUACUCAUGAUCAUGAAGCAAUUUUCGUUAUUAUAUUGUAUGUUUUGCAAUUACCAUAAUGAUUCAAUGAUAUUGUGUGUUUAAUUGUUUUUGAAUUGUGUACAUAUUAAUUUUACCAGAGAUGAAUCAUUUUUUUUUUAAUACGUAUUUUAUACGUAUUGUAAGUACUUAGUGACAGCAUUAUUUACUGAUUGACGCUUUUUCGAAAUUAAAAAAGGUUGAUAUUUGUAUUAUGCACAAAUACAAUACAACCCAAAUAAUAUUUAGUAUGUAUUUAUGAUGAUGAUAAGAUAAUAAUAAUAAUAAUAAUGGUUUACAUUAUAUAUAAGUAUCAUGUGAUAUUUAAUUUCGAUAUGCGUAUCAUCCCAACGAUAAUAAAUAAUAAUAAUGAUGAUCAUAAUAAUUGUUGUACAGCGAGUUUAAUUUUAUUCUUAUAGACGUGUAAGUAUUAUUAUAUUAUAAUAUAGACAAACGCGCAUAUAUUAUAUAUAUAA
Molecule: messenger RNA, 3699 nt
Organism: Rhopalosiphum maidis (corn leaf aphid)
Lineage: Eukaryota; Metazoa; Arthropoda; Insecta; Hemiptera; Aphididae
Gene: TfAP-2
Product: transcription factor AP-2-epsilon
Exons: 10
Coding region: 678-2174 (498 amino acids)
Biological process (GO): regulation of transcription by RNA polymerase II; anatomical structure development; regulation of cell population proliferation
Cellular component (GO): nucleus
Molecular function (GO): DNA-binding transcription factor activity, RNA polymerase II-specific; RNA polymerase II transcription regulatory region sequence-specific DNA binding
Source: RefSeq, a predicted model, not a curated record